GUACCGUAGUUCGUCUCCUUCAGUCAGUCGGUGUCUGCCGGGUAUUUGUGUCUCGUCUGCGUGGGUAUCUACAGUAACAGAUUCUGACAGUCUUGUUGUUGUAGUGGUGGUGGUGUGGUGUCUAGUGUUUCUGGAUUACUUAUCUCCUGUUCGUGCCAGGUGGGGGUAUGUGGCAGUGAGGGGAGAUGGAGUCUCCACCGCCAUUGCCGGCCAAGACCCGGCGCUCCUCCCAUGUUCCCGUGAUCGUCUCGGCGACCCGACACUCGCGGCCGCAGCAGCAGUCGCAGCAGCAGCACGUGGUCAAGAUCAGAGUAAACCCCGUCGAGCCGGUCCAGGUUCCGGUUCCGGCAGCCGUGCCGCAGUCGGGCGCUAACACCGUCCGCAUCAACAUCUCCUCGGACUACAUCCAGGGCGAAGAGAUGCGGGGAGGUUCUCCCUACUACUUCUACACCUCCGGGCAGUCCUCCCCCAGCGACACUCUGGACAGCGGGACCUGCAGCGACCUGGACGGGAGCACGCCCCCUCCGCUCCCCAAGAAGACAGCCGUCACGGUGACCGUGAACAGGGUUAACCACCAGCGAGGUGGCAGCCUGACCAGCAGCGGGGCGGAGGUGGAGAGCGACGACGAGAUCAGCUGCGACUCCCUCAACAGCAGCGAACUCGACGGCAGCACCGAAGGCAAGCAGGAGGAGGCCGCCAUCGAACCCGUCAUACAAGGGGACUCGAGGAUCUUUCAAACCACAGAACCCGUUGUCGAAGACAUAACCGAGAGAACCUCCGAAGUCUCCUUGACAGAAACAGGAGAAAAGCACAAAAUCUUGACGAAGAAAGUCAGCAAUGAAAGUAACACCUCCAGGAACUCCGUCGUGGAGGAAAGGACCUACGAGGACCGCAAGAAGAUCCCAGACGCGCCGAUUCUCGACCCGGACAGUUAUUACAAGUUCCACUUGAACGAGAACAGAUUCGAACCGGAAGUGCCGAGUGCGCGACAGGACGAUGAAGACCUCUUCGCCGGAUGUAAGGGAUACCAAGAGGGUGACCCGGCGGCCGCAACCAUCCGUAGCUCUAGAGGAACCAUCCGGGGAGUCAAGAACAGAGUCAGAGCUGGCAUUGCCACCUUCCUACAGAUGCACUCCACUAAGACGUGGCAGGAGAGGGAGGCCGGCAAGGUGGUGGUGUACACGACAACCAUGGGCAUAGUCCGGAGCACCUACCAGCGAUGCCUCAAAGUGCGGCAGAUACUGCGGACUCACCUGGUCAAGUUCGACGAGCGAGAUGUGUUCAUGAGCCGAGAGACCCAGGCAGAGAUCAAGGAGAGGAUGAACAGCGACCAGAUCCUCGUGCCGCAAGUGUUUAUCGAGGGCCAGUACAUCGGGGAUGCUGAAGUAAUCGAAAGGCUCAACGAGACCGGAGAACUGAGAAGGAUAUUAAAACCGUACAAGAGCCCAGACGCCUGUACAACCUGCCAGGUGUGUGGAGGCUAUCGUCUACUGCCGUGCCCGGUCUGCAACGGAUCCAAGAAAUCCGUUCACAGAAACCAUUUCACAACAGAACUUGUGGCGCUUAAGUGCAUGAACUGUGAUGAAGUGGGUCUUGUCAAGUGCUACGCCUGCUAACGCUCCACAUGACGUAUUGGUGGCGCUCAAGUGUAUAAACUGUGGAAAGGCACGUCUUGUCAAGUGCUAAGCUGGUUAACACCUUACAUAACGUGCUUUUGGCUCGCUGUGUCGAAGUGGGGGACUUCCAUACAAAGCUCUAAUGGCGUUUAUAGGCACGAAGUGAGCUUAUCAAGUGCUACAGUUGGUAACACUUCGCAUAUCGUUCUGAUAGCGCUUGAAAGCGCUUAAGUACUAUGCCUAUAACACUUUACAUGUUUAUGUCUCUUUAAGUGUAGAAAUGUGCAACGAGUACAUGGCGUGCUGAGACAUCAACUAUGCUGAUAUCACUUAAGUGCAUGAACUGUUGCAAAGUGCACUUUUCAAAGUGCUGCAACUACUGUUUUUGCUUACCUCCUUUUUCGGUACACGUAGUGCCAGGCGUUGUUACAACUAAGCGCUUGAGUUGGCCUUGAUAUGUGCUUUUUCUUUUAUUUAUAAACCAUUGUUUGUUAUAAAAAUAAACUGUGAGAAGAGGAACGUGAUUAAGAAGAAACGUAUAAAUGCUUAAUACACAGUCUCUCCCACGAAGAGGUUUAAACGUUUAAGCUCCCACGACAAGCUCAUUUACUGGCUGAUCAUUUUGAAACUUUACACACUUUUCAAUUAGAUUAUCCAGAAUGGUUUGUAAAAUUUACAACUCUCUCCCGUUUGCAAAAGCAGAAUGACGAUCGAAAGAAUUAUAAUUAAAAUCAAGUACAUAAACUGUUUUAUUACGUCUACAUUACAAAAGGUUAUUAGUAUAAAUGCAAUUUGAUGGAAACCUUUUAUCUCAAUUAUUUACCAAUUGCAGUUGAUCAUAUGACAAUUUUUUAUAAUGAAACCCAUUUACAACGAAACCCUUGGUAACAACGAUAAACAAAUGACUCGUACGCUUUUGGAAAGAGUUCUUGGGAAUCCGCAAAAACUUAACGGUCACAAUUCCGCUUCUGUGAACGUGAGAGACGAGGCGGCCAAUAAGUAGCCACUAAAUAUACACCCCAUUAACCAGCCCAAAGAUAUUCCAAACCCAGACUGUUUACUGAGAUUAGUAUCCAGAACCAGUCAACAGAAUUCGCUAGUGUCGCGUUACAUCCCGCCAAUGGUAGUUACUAGUCUGGCCGCCGCGUGGCGCUGUGACCAGUUUCCAGUAAUUUUUUUACUAUCUGUUCUGAUUUGUUUCGAGAAUCACCGAUGUCCAAUAGAUAUAGUAGGCCUAGCGUUUCCAAACAAAAUUUACUUUGUAGUGAGCAGGUGUCCUUUUAUCGUCGCACUGGCCUUAAUGUUCACGCUUUAUCUACGGCGUUGCUUAUACGUUAAAGAUCGUUCAAUGCGACAAUAUGCUCUUGUAACAUUGUAUAUCAUGUCUACCUUAUUUCAAUGGUUUGAUUAUAAUGAAUAAUUAAGACCAUUGUUUUGACAACGAAUUUAAACUGUUUGUGUUAGUUUUAGUUUUGUUUAUGUGGAAUAUUUGUUUAACAAACAAACCUCAUUAUUACCUCGUUUUAUGUUUCCAAAUAUAGUGGGAAUUAUAAUUAUUAUAAAUUUAUGUUAUUUAUUGCCAAUCUUCUUUUUACCCGUUUGGAAUUGUUUAAUUUCCUAGAUUAUAUAACAGUAUGUAUCUUGUAAUUUAUUAAAGAAAAGAUAAACACGAGGUAUAUUGUUUAUAUAUUUUGGUUACAAAUUAAUUAUACUCUAAAGAUUAUUUAAGAAUAUCCAAAAUGAAAUUAAAUCCGCCUGUAUUCUUGGGUAGGCAAUAUUUUAUAUGUUUUGAUCCAUCAUAGAACAAAUUUCGGUUCCAUACAUAUAUUAUUUAAUACUUUUUAAAUCAAUGGCUGAAACUGAAAUAUUUGAGACUAACAGAUAUUUGUUUAAGCUGUAAUCAUUCAAUAAAACAAAAUAUAAUGUAUUACAAAUUUCUCAGUAUAUAUUUUAUAAAAUGUACUAAUGCAUAAUUGUUUCAUUUAUGUUGAUGCUGUAUAAAUGUUAGAGAUGAACAUCAAUUUGUUUUUUAUAAUCACAAUUUCAUGUUAUACCAUGAAUAAUCAAAUAAUAAAUUAACUUAAACUACGUUAACACUGUAUUCAUUUACCUAGUUUAAGAUGGCUCAUUUGACGUUUUGCAACGUGUAACAGUUUCUUGUAUUUUAAAUAGUUACUUGUAUUUAGCGCUAAUGACGUUGUAAAAUAAACAAAUUUAUUUUUUGCUAACGCCGGACUCUUAGCAACUGAAUGUAAAAUUACAUAUUUAUACGACAUUACAACGUAUCAACUGUAAAAAUAAUCUUCAUGUUUAAACGCUUUGCCUUAAGCGAAAUUGGUUUUUAUGACUAAAUGUGAAUUUAAUUUUGCUAUUCAACGUUUUAUAUGUAUUUGAUGUGCUUAUGUAAAUGUGUAUGAAGACUAUCUUUAUGUGCUUAAUAAUUUAACAUAGGCAUGUAAAAAUAUUUAGGUUAAGUUUCUACUCUGGUGCUAAAUCCAUUGUAAUAAAGUAUGUAUAUAUUUAUGUAAGACAAUAAAUAUUUAAUUCGUUUUAUA
Messenger RNA from Homalodisca vitripennis (glassy-winged sharpshooter), 4171 nucleotides. Its product is annotated as glutaredoxin domain-containing cysteine-rich protein CG31559-like. Bases 186 to 1616 code for a protein of 476 amino acids. Gene Ontology annotation, biological process: sensory perception of sound. The record is from RefSeq and is a predicted model, not a curated record. NCBI's taxonomy places the organism in Eukaryota, Metazoa, Arthropoda, Insecta, Hemiptera, Cicadellidae. The transcript has 5 exons.